Molecule: messenger RNA, 2604 nt
Organism: Lates calcarifer (barramundi perch)
Lineage: Eukaryota; Metazoa; Chordata; Actinopteri; Centropomidae
Gene: mep1bb
Product: meprin A subunit beta b
Exons: 14
Coding region: 89-2278 (729 amino acids)
Biological process (GO): proteolysis
Cellular component (GO): membrane
Molecular function (GO): metalloendopeptidase activity; zinc ion binding; protein binding
Source: RefSeq, a predicted model, not a curated record
AUGACUCUUUAACUUCUGCUUUCUGAGUCUCUUGUCAGAGCUCAGUACCUGUCACUUAAUUGUCCCACACAAAGGGACAUUUUAGGACAUGGAGGGAAGAAAACCUACAAGCUUACUUGCUCUUCAAAUUGUUUGCCUCCUUUGUGCCACUACCCUUUGUUUGCCCACAGCAAAAGUAUUAGACUAUGACGUGGAUGGCGGACGGGACCUUGACAUUUUUGACAUCAAUGAAGAGGCAGGACUGGAUCUUGUAGAGGGGGACAUUGUGCUCGAUGAGAGGCAGUCUCGGAAUUCUAUAAUAGGGGAUGAGUAUAGGUGGCCAAAGACGAUCCCAUACUACAUGGAAGAUGACUUAGAGAUCAAUGCAAAAGGUGUGAUUCUGAAGGCCUUUGAACAAUAUCGCCUCAAGACCUGUAUUGAAUUCAAGCCUUGGAGCGGAGAAGCAAACUACAUUUCCAUUUUUAAAGGUGGUGGUUGUUUCUCCUCUGUGGGAAACCGACGAGUUGGGAAGCAGAGACUGUCCAUAGGGAGAAACUGUGACCGCAUCGCCACCAUCGAACACGAGUUCCUUCACGCCCUGGGUUUCUGGCACGAGCAGUCCAGGGCAGACCGUGAUGAUUACGUCAGAAUCAUGUGGGACCGCAUCUCGGAGGGUAAAGAGCACAACUUUAACACCUACAAUGACACCACCUCCAGCUCGCUGGGCGUCCCCUACGACUACGGUUCCAUGAUGCACUACAGCAAAAAUGCCUUUCGCAACGGCACCGAGCCCACCAUUGUCACCAAGAUAACCGCUUUCAGUGAUGUCAUCGGCCAGCGCAUGGAGUUCAGUGACAGCGACCUGCUCAAGCUGCACCGCCUCUACAACUGCACCCAGGGCUCCACAUUCCUGGACUCGUGUGACUUUGAAAGGGAGAACAUCUGCGGUAUGAUCCAGGGACAAGGGGACAAGGCGGACUGGGACAGGGUUUCCAAAGCUGCUGGAGGGCCUGACACAGACUACUCCAACAUGGGCAAAUGCGCUGGCUCAGGAUACUUCAUGCACUUCAGCACUGGCACAGCCAACAAUGGGGAUACAGCUCUGCUUGAAAGCAGGCUCCUUUACCCCAAAAGAGGCUACCAAUGUCUGCAGUUCUUCUACUACAACAGCGCCGGCCCCGGUGACACACUGAAGAUCUUUGUCCGAGAGUACAACAAAGCUAACCCCAACGGAGCACUGCGCUUUAUAAAGACCAUAGAUGCGUCUCCUCAGGAGCUGUGGCAGCUGCACCACGUGAGUCUGGACGUCACAACAAAAUUCCGCGUCGUCUUUCAAGGGACAAAGGUGGGCCCUGGGCCUUCGACGGGGGGACUGUCACUGGAUGACAUCAACCUCUCUGAGACCACCUGCCCGGAGUUUAUAUGGCGUGUGAAGAACUUCAGUAAUGUUAUGGAAAACACCCCGACAAACACAGCUAUCUACAGCCCCCCAUUCACUUCUAAGGAGGGUUACACUUUCCAAAUGGGGCUGUACCCCAGUGGAAAGGAAGGCUACCCUGGGGAGCUGUCAGCCUAUGCUCAUCUGGUGGCCCGUGAGGGAGACACGGGGCAGAAAUGGCCCUGCCCCUGGAAACAGAUGACCAUGAUGCUGAUGGACCAGCACCCACACAUCCAAAAGCGCAUGUCGAACCAGCGCAGCGUAACCACUGACCCCAACAUGAAGGCAACAGGCUCUGACGUAUUCUUCUGGGAUGACCCUCGCAAGGUGGGCGUUGAAGUCACAGACACAGAUGGGUCCAGGUAUUUCAGGGGGCCGGGCGCCGGAACUCCGGUUUAUCUCACCCACCUCAGAGCCAAGAGCAGGGAUUUUAUCAAGGGAGGAGACGCCAUCUUUCUACUAACAAUGGAGGAUGUGUCUCAUCUGACCGUGACCCAGCCUCUGCCCUCCACAACCGUACCACCUGUCACCUCCUCCUCACCCUCUAAUGUCACCACUGCACCCUCUGACCUCUGCCUCAACGUGCAGUGUCUGAAUGAUGGGGUCUGUGUGAUGGAUGAAGGGAAAGCCGUUUGCAGGUGUGCGGUAGGUGAUGACUGGUGGUACUACGGGGAGAGCUGUCAGUACAAGGGCAACGCCAUGGAUAAAACCACCCUCGCGCUCGCCUCCUCGCUGUCUGUACUGGGAGUCAUGCUGGUGGUUACAGUGGUCAGUGUCAUCUGUGUGAAGAAAAAGUAUAAGAAACACAGCGGUGACAACAGUGUCGUCAUGGCAAACAUGCAUAUCACAGAGAAACUGUAGUGGGAACUUUCCAAGAACAACUUUGUAAACAGAAGAAAACAGCAAAAAAAAUAAGACUUAAAGUACAAUCAAUCAAUAUAUUUCAUCUGAAUGUUCAUGCUUAGUAUCUUUUAGAGCAGGCAUUGGAUUUAUAGAUUUACCUCCAGCACUCAAAGGUAAGCAAUUCCAUAUUAUAGAUCAUAGAUAUCAGAUUGCCCCCUUCUGGUCAUUCAAUAUAAAAACUCUACAGCAAUGUGACGAUAUUAUUGUUAUAUUAAAUUAUUUUUGAAAACAAAGUUUUAUAAGAAUUUGAACUGCACAAAAAUAAAGCUAAUUAUUAAAAACAA